AAAAAAAAAAACCCAUUGUGGGGGUUUUCUUUUUGUUUUGUUUUUUUGCUCUAUUAAUCUUAUAAUAUAGUUUACUGGGGUCCCCUCCUUUUGGUGCAAGACAACUGUUACUGGUGUGCAUUUUCUUUCUUUUUUCCUGAUUUGUUUCUGUGCAACCAAACAAGUUUCUUUCCCACACUUACUGGGUUUGUUAUGCUUUCUUUUGGGUAUAUGUAAAUGUUCCUUUUUUCUGUUGUGGGGUUUUCCUUAUUGCUGAGAAAGUUGUUGAGAUUGGGCAGAAAUCCGUGACGUCCACAAAAAGCUUUUGUGGGCUGGGAUUUUUUUAUUGGCAAAACAAAGAAAAGUAGAAAUCUUUUUUCCUCUUUUCGCUUGGUGGGUUUUCAAGGAAGAAAAAAGUUCGUAUCUUUGAGCUGUAAAUUAAGCAGAAGAAGGCUGUUUGGUGAGGGCAUUCUGAUUAUAAUUUGGUUAUCUGGGAAAGUUGUAUUUGGAGCUUUAAGUGAACAAAGAAUGUGCUUAUAUUAUUGAACUUUUUAGUUUUACAUUAUACAUUUUACUAAGAAGAGGGUAAAAAGUUUAGAUUUUUAUGCUUUUUUUUUUUCUUUCUUUCUUUCUUGUACUUGAAGCUUGGAUAUUGUUGUCAGAGGAAGCAAAAGGUUCUUGAGAGGUACAAACCUAUGUUGGGUGUCUGAAAUUAUUGUUGUAUUUUGGGCUGCCAAAAAAAAAUACUGGUCCCCAACAUUGUUUGAAGAGUCAAGGAGAGGUUAAGAUAUGCUCUAAUCUGGGUAGGAGAGAAAGUUAUAUCAAGUUUUGGGGAAGAUAGAAGAAUUUGAAAGUUGAAAGAAAUGGCUGCAAAACUUUUGCAUUCCUUGGCUGAUGAGAAUCCAGAUUUGCAGAAGCAAAUUGGAUGCAUGACUGGGAUUUUUCAAAUCUUUGAUCGUCACCAUGUUUUAACUGGGAAACGCCUUCCCCACAAGAGGCUUCCUCCAGGUAAUCCCAACUUUAGCAACAAUAGCUUGGAAAGACAGUCUAAUAAUUUACACUAUCAAGAGACUUCAGAGAUAAAUUUCAACAAGAGUGCGAGUGAGAGACAAAGACUUUCCACGGAAUCAUCAAGAGCCUCUUUCUCAUCCACUUGUUCGUCCUCAGCAUCAUCUGUGGACUGUGACAAAACAGCUCAACAAGAAGUUUCUUCCCUCAACCGAAUCAUUUUUCCCGAAACUUCCUCAAAGGGACCGGCAGUGAACCAAUCAAGUACGUCUCCACGAUUAGGGAGGUACUCUCUCGAUCUCCGGGAUGUUGUCAAGGACUCCAUGUAUAGGGAAGCCAGGGGAUUAUCAGUCAAAACUAAUAAAGAUGAAGCAGCGGGUCAUGGAGUGAAGCAUCGAGAUUCCCCAAGGCCUUUACAGCUCUCCAAACAUGAUGAUGGAUCUAAUGCAGUUGGGAUUAGUGGAAAGCAAAAUACAUCAGUUGAUCUUAAGGAGUCUCUUAGAGUUCUUGCUAAACUGAGAGAAGCACCUUGGUAUUAUAAUGAUACUAGAGAAAAUCCAAGAUCAUCAUCGUAUGAAUUGAAAGAUGGGUCUUGGCACUCGAUUUCAAGGGAUGCUCCUCGGUUUUCUUACGAUGGAAGAGAAAUUAAACGUCUGUCUUUUGAAUCACGGGAUUCCUUAAAAUCAACUGCUAAGCUAAAAGAGUUGCCAAGACUUUCAUUGGAUAGUCGAGAAAGCUCGAUUCGGGGUUCCAGUUUUGAUUCAAAACCAAGGCAUGUUUCAAGAAUUGCCAAGAGUAGUGGGAUCAUGAAUGAGAAAGACCCUAGUCUAUCCCAGUCAUCAGGGAGUCAAAAACGACCUCCUAGUGUUGUAGCAAAGUUAAUGGGCUUGGAUGCACUGCCAGAUUCUCCUUUGGCUAGUGAUGAUCAAUUGGGGUUGAACAAAACCUUCCUGGUUCAUGAUGCUGAUUCAUCUACGAAGUCUUUGAAAGCGAAUAGUAUUAACAGGCCUAUUCGAAUUUCAAACUCCCCAAGAAACACCUUGAAAGAGCCAACAUCUCCACAGUGGAGAAAUCCUGAUUUGGUCAUGAAACCCCUUUCAAGUUCUAGGUUUCCAAUCGAACCAGCUCCAUGGAAAAUGCAGGAUGGAAAUAGAGGUUCUCAGAGAACAAGUUCUUCAAGACCAGUAAAAGUCCCACCAAGGAGUCCAAACUCCUUCCCUUCGGUUUAUAGUGAGAUUGAGAAGAGACUAAAAGAUCUCGAAUUCAAACAAUCCGGAAAGGAUCUUCGCGCUCUUAAACAGAUACUGGAAGCAAUGCAAGGAAAGGGACUGUUAGAGACUGGUAAAGAAGAACAAGCUUCAAAUUUUGGAACCCAAGUAGAACGUGAACAGAGAUAUGUGGGCCCCAAUCUAAAUCUAAAUUCUGCUAACCAAAGAAACCAGCAAAGCAGCCAUGUUAAUGCUUCCACCAUUAGAGUGUCUAGUUCUUCGAGGACGUUUGAAUCUCCGAUAGUGAUCAUGAAACCAGCUAAACUUGUUGAGAAAUCUAGUAUUUCUACUUCCUCAGUCAUUUCUGCUGAUGGUUUUUCUGAUAUCCAUGGGCCCCAGAAUGUGGGAACUGUUGAGGGUAGGAAGAGUUCAAAUAAUAGCCGAACGGCCAAAGAUCAUUCCCCCAAGUACAGUCAUCGGGAUGCCAGUGUCAGUUCUGUUGAGAAGAUAGGAAGUGCGAGGAAUAUGAAACCAACACAUUCUUCGUCUAUGUCUCAACAACAUCCAGUAGAAAACACCACAAGAAGUUCAGCAAAGAGCUCGGGAUCAGUGAGCCCGAGGCUGCAACAGAAGAAGCUUGAGAUGGAGAAGCGAUCUCGUCCACCUAUGCCUCCAUCCAAUUCGAACAAACCUCGAAGGCAAUCUAGUCGGCAGCCAGCAGAUGCAGGUUCACUGGGUGGAAGAGCCAGACCGAAGGAUCCUAACUCGCAGCCAUGCGAUGACCAAUUGAGUGAGGUAAGCAAUGAUUCGAAAGCUUUGAGUUGCCAAGGCGAUGACACAUCUGUCCAAUCAGAGGGCAAUACAGCUUUGGACUCGAAAUCCGAUGUGGAAGUCACAAGUGCAAUGCGAUCAUCAGAGAUGAAUUGCAGCCUUACUCCAUCCAUGAAGGGUUCCAAGUCCUUGGCUGCUGACUCCAUACAGAAGAAAGCAAUUAGCAGGCUAGAUGAAGAGGAGUCAUUACCCGAGCUUGCUACGGCUGCACUGGAACAUCCUAGUCCAGUUUCUGUUCUUGAUACCUCUGCUUAUAAAGAUGAUGAACCUUCUCCUGUAAAGCAGAUACCAAAUGCCCUCAAAGGUGAUGAUGCUCAGGAUUCCAACGAAGCCGCGGGUGAAGAUCUAUGGCGAAACACUGAAAACCUGUCUAAUAGCAAAGGGUCGGGUCUUACCUCUGAGAUAAACCGCAAGAAACUAGAAAAUAUUGAAAACUUGGUUCAGAAGCUUAGGAGAUUGAAUUCCAAUCAUGAUGAAGCCAGAACAGACUACAUUGCAUCGCUCUGCGAGAAUACAAGUCCCGAUCACAGAUAUAUUUCUAAGAUAUUGUUAGCUUCCGGCCUACUCCUCAGGGACCUUGGUUCUGGCCUAACCACAUUUCAGCUCCAUCCCUCAGGCUACCCUAUCAACCCUGAGUUGUUCUUCGUCUUGGAGCAAACCAAGGCAAGCAGUUUGCGACCAAAAGAUGAAUGCAGCCUUGAAAAGGCUGGCAAUGCGAAAUCAGACAAGGAGAAGCUUCAUAGGAAGCUCAUAUUCGACGCUGUGAAUGAAAUCCUCGUAGGAAAGUUGGCUUCGGUUAGUGUCUCGUUUGAACCAUGGUUGAAGCGUGAGAAGCUAGCAAAGAAAACCCUCAAUGCACAAAAGCUUCUCAAUGAAUUGUGCAACGAAAUCGAACAGUUGCAGACAAAGAAACUAGAGUGCAGCUUUGAGGUUGAGGAUGAUUCUUUGAAGAGCAUCUUGUGGGAGGACGUGAUGUGCGGGUCUGGGAGUUGGAUAGACUUCUCUGGUGAGAUCUCCGGUGUGGUGUUAGACGUUGAGCGCUCGAUAUUUAAGGACUUGGUAGACGAGGUCGUUAGGGGAGAGGCUGCGAAUUUGCGAGCAAAGCCAGGCAGGCGCAGGCAGCUGUUUGCAAAGUAGUGUUUUUCAGUAUGCGAGCCUUCUUUUUCUUCUUCCUUUUCCACUUUGAUGAUCAUCUUUGGCUUCCUUGUUAUCAUUUAAUCGUUAUUUUUCUGACAAAAAAGGUGUAAUAAUUUUUGUGAAAGAACUACAGUUUUCUG
Molecule: messenger RNA, 4303 nt
Organism: Morus notabilis
Lineage: Eukaryota; Viridiplantae; Streptophyta; Magnoliopsida; Rosales; Moraceae
Product: protein LONGIFOLIA 1
Exons: 6
Coding region: 843-4163 (1106 amino acids)
Biological process (GO): regulation of monopolar cell growth
Source: RefSeq, a predicted model, not a curated record